Silurus meridionalis is the source of this 1649-nucleotide messenger RNA. RefSeq names its product calsequestrin-2-like. The transcript is spliced from 11 exons. The record is from RefSeq and is a predicted model, not a curated record. Gene Ontology annotation, biological process: regulation of cardiac muscle contraction by regulation of the release of sequestered calcium ion. Gene Ontology annotation, molecular function: calcium ion binding. Bases 334 to 1539 code for a protein of 401 amino acids. Gene Ontology annotation, cellular component: sarcoplasmic reticulum lumen. NCBI's taxonomy places the organism in Eukaryota, Metazoa, Chordata, Actinopteri, Siluriformes, Siluridae.
CCCAGUGGUGCUCGAACUGUCCCCAUUUUCAUCAGUACGUCAUCUAUAUUUAUCCUAGAAACAAGGGGGCCAUCUAAAAUGACUUUCAGUCCCAGGAGAAUGGACUUACUUGUGUGGGAUCUGUCUAGUUAUCUGACAAAACAGUGACAUCCUCAGAUUCUUAUUUCACUUAAGAUCAGAUUCGAUGCUAGAGCUUCACCACAGCUGUUUGGGACAGAUUUCACUUUUUUCCAUUAGGUCAACCUCUCUCAGCCUUAUUGUCCCUCUAGGAUUUGCAUUUUUAUUCAGGUUCCUUUCCUUCUCCUCCUGCUUGGACAAUCUGUUUUUUGGACCAUGUUGUCUCUCUGGCUUGUCCUUUUCUCCUGUUUGUCUCCUUCCUUCAAAAGUUCUGCAGAAGAAGGUCUGGAAUUCCCGAGCUUUGAUGGCAAGGAACGAGUGCUAAACAUUAAUGAGAGAAACUACAAGAAGGCACUAAGGAAGUAUGACAUGCUGUGCCUGCUUUACCAUGAACCUCUGCCAUCUGACAGGGAGCUCCAGCAGCAGUUCCAUAUGAGGGAGAUGGUCCUGGAGCUGGCUGCACAAAUCUUGGAGGACCGAGAUAUAGGAUUUGGAUUGGUCGAUUCUCAAAAGGAUGCCAAGGUGGCCAAGAACCUUGGGUUGGAGGAAGAGGGCAGUAUCUAUGUCUUUAAGGAUGAACGUGUGAUUGAGUUUGAUGGAGAGCUCUCUGCAGACACUUUGGUCGAGUUCUUGCUAGAUCUUCUAGAGGAUGCAGUGGAGCUCAUCAGUAACCCAAUGGAGCUGCGUGCUUUUGAAAGGAUGGACGAAGACAUCCGUCUUAUUGGCUACUUCAAGGGCAAAGAUUCCGAACACUACAAAGCUUUUCAGGGGGCGGCGGAACGUUUUCAGCCCUACGUGAAGUUUUUUGCCACGUGUGACAAAGGGGUGGCUAAGCAGCUGACUCUUAAAAUGAAUGAAGUGGAUUUCUACGAGCCGUUCAUGGACGAGCCAGUCACCAUCCCAGGCAAACCCAAUUCAGAGGAUGAGAUAGUGGACUUUGUCAAUCAACACCGGAGACCAACUCUUAGGAAACUACGUGCAGAGGACAUGUUUGAAACCUGGGAGGACGACAUGGAUGGGAUUCACAUUGUGGCUUUCGCUGAGGAAGAGGAUCCAGAUGGGUAUGAAUUCUUGGAGAUACUAAAAGAUGUUGCCAGAGACAACACCAGGAACCCAGAUCUGAGUAUCAUGUGGAUUGACCCUGAUGACUUCCCCUUGUUGACUGCCUACUGGGAAAAGACCUUUAAAGUGGACCUGUUCAGACCUCAGAUUGGCGUGGUCAACGUGACAGAUGCAGACAGUGUGUGGCUGACGAUGGAUAACGACGAGGCUCUGCCCACUGCAGAGGAGCUGGAGGACUGGAUCGAGGAUGUCCUCUCAGGGAAGGUCAACACAGAAGAUGAUGACCUUGAUGAAGACGAUAUAAAUGAUGAUGAUGAUGAUGAUGACAGUGAUGACGACAAUGAAGACGAUGACAAUUGAUUGGCAGAUAUAUCACUGAUGAUUAGUUCAACUUUGUAGAUUUUAUAACAUCUGUUGCAGUAUUUCUAGAAUCCAAGUAGAAUAAAAUCACUCAUUAAAGGUAAUAAUAA